Molecule: messenger RNA, 375 nt
Organism: Lentinula edodes (shiitake mushroom)
Lineage: Eukaryota; Fungi; Basidiomycota; Agaricomycetes; Agaricales; Omphalotaceae
Exons: 1
Source: RefSeq, a predicted model, not a curated record
AUGGAAGGCUCCAACUCAAAUACACGGACGCCCUCGGGGUCUCUAACUCGCCCACCUUCUCCCCAGCCUGCAUCUCCCCCUCCUUCUCUGCCUUCCCAGCCACCCUCCGAAACGCCUGACCAGAGCUCUCUCGAGACGCCCCAUGGAACGCCCCAUGGAACGCCCCAUGGAACGCCCCACGGAACACCCCACGGAACACCCCGUGAAUCACCUCUCGAGACGCCUCUCGAGAUGACUCUCGAGACACAUUUCAAGACGCCUCUCGAGACGCAUUUCGAGACGCCUCACGGAACGCCCUGUGAAUCACCUCUCGAGACGCCUCUUGAGACGCGUUUCGAGACACCUCACGGAACGCCCCGUGAAUCACCUCUCGAG